Jatropha curcas is the source of this 1231-nucleotide messenger RNA. Lineage: Eukaryota; Viridiplantae; Streptophyta; Magnoliopsida; Malpighiales; Euphorbiaceae. The record is from RefSeq and is a predicted model, not a curated record.
CCAAGAAUCCCUCAUUCAUAUAUAUAUCCACUAUAAAAAGUUCAAAAACCCUAAUUUGCUACAGGCAAGAGAGAGCCCUUGAGCUACAAGUGCAGGAGGAGCAUUUCGCUUCCCAUUUAACACCUGGGCAGUAGCGAGUUACACCAUCGAAAAUGAAGUUCAAUAUAGCAAAUCCAACGACUGGGUGCCAGAAGAAACUCGAGAUAGACGAUGACCAGAAACUCCGUGCAUUUUUUGACAAGAGGAUAUCACAAGAAGUCAGUGGAGAUGCCCUGGGUGAGGAGUUCAAAGGUCCGUGCAUUUUUUGACAAGAGGAUAUCACAAGAAGUCAGUGGAGAUGCCCUGGGUGAGGAGUUCAAAGGUUAUGUAUUUAAGAUUAUGGGAGGCUGUGACAAACAAGGUUUUCCAAUGAAGCAGGGAGUUCUAACUCCAGGCCGUGUUCGACUUUUGCUUCACCGAGGUACCCCUUGCUUCCGUGGAUAUGGGAGGCGUAAUGGAGAACGAAGAAGGAAGUCUGUUCGUGGAUGCAUUGUUAGUCAGGAUCUCUCAGUUUUGAACUUGGUUAUUGUUAAGAAAGGUGAACAGGAUCUGCCAGGACUGACAGACACUGAGAAGCCUAGAAUGAGAGGUCCUAAGAGGGCAUCAAAGAUCAGGAAACUGUUUAACCUCUCCAAGGAGGAUGAUGUCCGGAAGUAUGUCAACACUUACCGCCGAACAUUUACAACCAAAUCUGGUAAGAAGGUUAGCAAAGCUCCCAAAAUUCAGAGGUUGGUGACUCCUUUGACUUUGCAAAGGAAGCGUGCUAGAAUAGCAGACAAGAAGAAGAGAAUUUCAAAGGCCAAGGCUGAGGCAGCCGAGUAUCAGAAGCUCCUUGCCACCAGAUUGAAGGAGCAGCGUGAGCGCCGCAGUGAGAGCUUGGCAAAGAAGAGAUCUAGAUUGUCUGCUGCCUCAAAGCCCUCUGUUGCAGCAUAGUGAACAAGUUUAUCAGGGUUUUCUUCUUCCUCCAGGGUUUGAUCGUGUAAUGUUUCAGUAAAUGGAUUUUUGUACCUUGGUUCUGUAGCCUAUCACCUUAUCGAGCUUUUUGCCCCUUUAUGUAUUUAUACAUUUAUCCUGUUAGGAUUAUUCUUAGUGGGUUUAAUUGCUAGUUACCAUUUGUAGGGGGCAAAUCAGUUGGGUUACAGUUACAGUUCAAUUAAUUUUCAAGUGAUUAUUGAUCUUUUGCAUGCCAAAA